AAGAAGAAGAAGUAGAAAAAUAAGAAAGAUGGCGGCGCACUGCUCUACGUGGUAUUCUUGUUUUAUCUUGAGCGCGGAUCUGCUUUUCUUUCAGAUAAUGAAAGAAGUUGGAGCUUAGAAGCAGCAGUUUUACCUCCUGUAGUCUGGAAAGAAGUCCAGCGGAUUGAAGCUCAGCUGAUCGGAGGGAGAAAGCAGCUCAGGAAACCACAGUGGAUACAGGAGAUGAAGAAACCCCGAACAAUGGAGGGAGGUUUGCAGUCUGAAGCUUUGCUCCAGAAGUUAGUUGUUAAAGAAGAGCUUCUUGAGCGACAGAGUCCUGAUGUGGAACAGCAGAAACCAGAGAUUCUACAUGUAAAGGAGGAACAAGAUGAACGCUGGGCCAGUCUGGAGGGAGAAGAAUUUAGUAUAAAGGAGGAGCCUGAUGCCACAGGAUUCCCCACAAUUGAAGUUCGUGUGUGGAAUGAAGAAGAUGAAGAGAAACCUUUGCUUAAACAACCCCUAAUAGAAAACGGAGAUCCUGUAAAAGCAGAAACUGAUGAAGAGGGAUGUGGAGGGACAAAAUCCAUCAGUAACCCAGAUCUAAAAACAUACGUUGUUAAAGAAGAGCUUCUUGAGGAGCAGAGUACUGAUGUGGAACAGCAGAAACCAGAGAUUCUACAUGUAAAGGAGGAACAAGAGGAAAGUUGGGCCAGUCUGGAGGGAGAAGAAUGUAGUGCAAAGGAGGAGCCUGAUGCCACAGGAUUCCCCACAAUUGAAGUUCGUGUGUGGAAUGAAGAUGAUGAAGAGAAACCUUUGCUUAAACAACCCCUAAUAGAAAACCUAGAUGUAAAAGCAGAAGCUGAUGAAGAGGGAUGUUGGGGGACAAAAUUCAUCAGUAACCCAGAUCUAAAAACAUACGGUAACGCUCCUCUCUUAUCAGAAACUAAAGUUUGUGAGGAUAAGGAUGUGAACUAUCCCAGCGCUAGGCUCAAACACGUAUCAGAGUCUGAGACUGAAGACAGUGAUGAUGAUUGGAAGAAGGGUAUAAAUUUGGAGGGAAGCACUGUCAACAAGUCUAUGAGCAGCUCUGAGUGUGAAAAAACAUUUAACACGCUGUCUUUUCAGAGGAAAAUGUGUUCAGUAAAAAGUUCUUCUGACUGUCCAUUUAAUAAAUGUUUAAGAGAGAUGGAGGAUGCAGACCCACGUAUAGAAGCUCCGACAGAUUCUAAAAGGUUUCGCUGCAAUGAAUGUGGUAAAAGUUGGAAUUCUAAAAAGUAUCUAACCGUACACAUGAGAAAUCAUUUAGGAGUUAAUACAUAUGAUUGUGAAGUUUGUGGAAAAAGAAUGAAAACAAAAUCCAAUCUAAAGACACACCAGAAAAUUCACACGGGUGAAAAACCGUUUGGUUGUGAUAUGUGUAGUAAAAGAUUUCUAUGGAAAUCUUCUUUAGACAUACAUACCAGAAUUCACACAGGUGAAAAUGUUUUUGGUUGCCAUGCUUGUGGUAGAAGAUUUACACGAAAAUGUGACUUAAACGUGCAUAUGAGAACUCACACUGGUGAAAAAGCUUUUGGUUGCCAUGUUUGUGGUAAAACAUUUACAAGGAAAUGUGACCUAAAUGUGCAUAUGAGAACUCACACUGGUGAAAAAGCUUUUGCUUGUGAUAUUUGUGAAAAAAUAUUUCCACUAAAGUCUCAUUUAAAUGUGCAUAUGAGAAUUCACACUGGCAUGAAAACUUUUUGCUGUGAUGCUUGCGGUGAAACAUUUUGUGAUGGGUCAACUUUAAAAAAACACAUGACAAGUCACACAAGUGAAAAACCCUUUAGUUGUGAUGAAUGUGGUAAAAGAUUUCAUGUAAGGUCAAUCCUUAAAAAACAUAUGAGAACUCACACAGGUGAAAAACCCUUUAGUUGUGAUACAUGUGGUAAAAGAUUGUGUGACAAGUUGACUCUGGAAAGCCACAUUAGAACUCACACAGGGGAAAAACCCUUUAGUUGUGAAGUUUGUGGUAAAAGCUUUCAUAGCUGGUCAACACUAAGAAAACACAGUAAAACGCACACAAAAGAAAAACCCUUUACCUGUGAUGAGUGCGCGAAAAGUUUUCUUGAACCAUCAAUUUUAAAAAAACACAUAAAAACUCACACUGGUGAAAAACCCUUCAGUUGUGAUGUAUGUGGUAAAAGAUUUCGUGACAGCUCUGGUCUGAAAAUUCAUGUAAGAACUCACACAGGUGAAAAACCUUUUAGUUGUGAUUUGUGCGGUAAAUGUUUUUGUGAGCAAUCAAGUCUAAACAAACACACAAAAACACACAGAUUAAAAACCCUUUAGUUGUGAUGCUUGUAGUAAAAGAUAAAAAUAAAAGUCAAUUUAAAAAAGCACAUGAAAUCUCACACGGAUGAAAAACCCUUUAGUUGUGACGUGGUAAAACAUUUUGUGACAAGUCGUAUUUAAAAAGCCAUUUGAGAACUUACACAGGUGAAAAAUCUCUUAGUUGUGAUGCUUGUGGUUAAGAUUUUGUAGACAAUGAAGUAUGAAAAAAAAUCACAUAAAAAUGUACAGGUAAAACCGUUUCGGUUGUUGUGUCUAAUGUUUUGAUUGUCUCUGAUUUACUGAACGUUUUUGAACGUCAAACUUAGAAGCAUGGUAUGUUGAGGUCAGAAACUGCUCUCUGAGCUGCUCUGUUCUUUAUUUGGAAUCUAGAAAUUGGCUUGGCUUUAUUUGCUUUGAUAAGUUGGACAUAAAUUCAACACAUUUUUGAGCGAGAAAGUAGACUUCAAACCCUCAUCUGUGAAGUCAGUUUAAAAGGAUUAUGAUCUUAGUUCAUAGUGGCUUAGGUUAUUCUAAGUUUUUUAGAUUUGUACCAGAAUAUAAAAUCAAUUAUUUUUCAGCCUUAGGUUUUAACAUUUUUAGUUAAUGGCUCAACUCUAACAAACUCUGCUCUUCCAACUAAGCCUGUGAGGAAAUGCGUCUUAGCUCAGAGUCUGCGCCUUGCCCUGCAUACUGAUGGUUCACUCUCAGGACUAUGGCUCUUCCUGCGAUCGCUACUUAAUAAACUAUAUGUGGCUGAUCAUUCUCAGCUGACCAUAAAAAAUCCUUUGGUCUAACUAUCAAGGUUUUAUUUUAUCCAGCUCACAAGAGGUAAUAACCUCCUUUAAAUUCUACAAAAAUAUAUUCCUAAAUUAUA
Molecule: messenger RNA, 3163 nt
Organism: Cyprinodon tularosa
Lineage: Eukaryota; Metazoa; Chordata; Actinopteri; Cyprinodontiformes; Cyprinodontidae
Product: gastrula zinc finger protein XlCGF26.1-like
Exons: 3
Coding region: 223-2307 (694 amino acids)
Biological process (GO): regulation of transcription by RNA polymerase II
Molecular function (GO): DNA-binding transcription factor activity, RNA polymerase II-specific; RNA polymerase II cis-regulatory region sequence-specific DNA binding
Source: RefSeq, a predicted model, not a curated record